Molecule: messenger RNA, 1578 nt
Organism: Cydia strobilella
Lineage: Eukaryota; Metazoa; Arthropoda; Insecta; Lepidoptera; Tortricidae
Exons: 6
Coding region: 177-1286 (369 amino acids)
Biological process (GO): extrinsic apoptotic signaling pathway in absence of ligand; regulation of apoptotic process; intrinsic apoptotic signaling pathway in response to DNA damage
Cellular component (GO): mitochondrial outer membrane
Molecular function (GO): protein homodimerization activity; protein heterodimerization activity
Source: RefSeq, a predicted model, not a curated record
AGGAAAGUGGUCGUCGCGUCGCCUGUGUUCAUAAUGUGUUUAGUUGAUAACCGUAAGCCGCGCGCGCCGCCUGUGCCUGGCGCCCACGCAUACUCGUAGCACGCCGCGCCUUAUCAGUCGACAACACAACACCAUUAACGUGCCGGCCGGGUACACUCGAAUGCUCAUAAUCAUUAAUGCAGGUUCAGUUAAAAGGCUUCUAUAGUGUCACUGAAGAUACAAGGAUUGAUUCACAGGAGAGAACGAUCGACACAUUUCCAGUGUCUGCUAGCAAUUAUUUCAAGAUAGCGCAACUAACAGAGCUACGAUGGCAAACGAACCGUCAAAAAACUCAAGAGGGCAACAACAUCGCAAUACACGUCAUUCCACCCGAUGGCGAAGAAGACGACGAGUUCGUGCCGCCGCUGCGCGCGCGCACCCGGAGGAAGAUGAGCACCCCGCUGAGCGCGCUGCCCGGCGUUGCCGACCGGCUGAUCGGCAUGCCUAAUGCUCAGCGCAGUACGCCAUCUCGGUCUCUCUCGCCGCUGGACCGCACGAAGCGCCGCUUCAGCACCAUGGUGUCGUCGGCGGCGGCCGCGGCCGUGUCGCGGCGACUGUCUGCGACCAUCGGCUGGUGUCUCGCGACGCCAACGCACGUCAAGCCUCACAUUGUGCGACAGGGUCGCGCGCUGUGUUUACAGUAUAUUAAGUCGCAGAUUAGGAGGUCGUCCAUGUGUGCUAAUAAGCAAAUCGUAAUGAAGCGCCUGCAACGAAUGCUCGAGACUGAAUGUGGAGAAGAGGCGAAUUGUAACGCGGAGACCGGCGUGCUCGCGGGUCUGCGAGCGCUGUGCGCCGCUCUUGAGCGCAAGAGACCAGACGCCUUCCGACAUGUCGCGCGGCAGGCCACACGAGCUCCAUGUGCCAUGCUGCGCUCUGAUACAGCUUUAGCGGAAUUGGCUUUGGCACUUGCACGCAGGAUUACGAGAGAUAACAUUACAUGGUCGAAGAUAGCAGCAGUAUUUUGUAUUUGCGGGUCACUAUCCCGAGAGGCAGCUGAGGCAGCAGAUGGUGAACCAGCUUUAGAAUUAGUCGCAGCGCCGGCCGCGGCGGUCGCAGACCUUCUACACGAGGAGACAGGAUCCUGGAUAGCAGCUAACGGUGGAUGGAACGGCCUGGUGGAGCGACUGCGAGCCAGCGAGCGUGACCAGCGGUCCGAGAAGGCACUGCGAGUCAUGGUCUCCUUUUUCGCCAUGGUAUUUGUAAUCCUACUGCUGCUGAGAUGGGUGCUACAUGGUCACACCUCGUAGUACGAUUAAUAACCAAAAUAUUUCCGAAAUUGUCUCUUGUAACUUUCUACGUUCAAUUACAAUUAGUGCCUAAAGGCCAAUUAUUGAUGUUACAGAAUGAGAAACAAUACCGAGCCGAGCUUGUACAAUAGCGAUUUAGAGAAAUGGAUCCACAUUAUGUCGAGUUAUGGAUUAUGAAAUAUAAUAAAUAAUAACAUUCAGCGUCUAAGUACGUAUUUCUCGAGACACACAAUAGUAUUGUAAUGGAUAGGCUAAUUAGUAUUAUAAAACAUAAUUUAUUUCUGUUAUACAU